AUGGCUUUCCAAGGGCCAUUUGAAAAGAGUGGAAAAUAUUGCAGCAACUCACCUUCUCCUACCAGCAUCCUCUAUGGAAUCCUUAACAGUGAAGAGCAAAGGAGGAAUCAAUGGACCCAUCAUGAUUUCUCCCUUCUCCCUUUGUUUCCAUCUGUCAGAUGUCCCUGUAGGGAGAACAGACGGGUUGUUCUGAAAACUCCAGACCUCAUUUGUGUUAGAGCUUCAGAAGUGCUUCUGAAAACUGUCACUUUUAUAAGAAACCUACCUACAUUUUUUCAGCUCCCUCCAGAAGACCAGAUCCUACUGACAGAGCAGUGUUGGGCACCUCUCUUCAUACUAGGCCUGGCUCAAGAACAAAUCGAUUUUGAACUGGAAGAGACCUCUGUUCCUAGUUUAUUGAAAAUGAUCCUUCUUAACCAAACUCUGACAGAUAAUCAACAGCUACAAAAUUAUCUUUUCGGGGCAUCACUGAUGGAAGUUCAGAAGCUAAAAAAUUUCCUGAGGAAAUUAUGGGAUUCAGAUGUUUGUGCAAAAGAAUAUGCCUAUCUCAAAGGAAUUGUCCUUUUUAACCCUGGCUUCCAGGAUCUAAAAUGCCGUAUUUUCAUCCAGACUCUUCAACAGGAAGCCCAACAAACUCUGAUGGAGUUCAUUUCAAUGAUUCAUUGCAGAAACCUGAGGAGAUACACUUGGCUGAUGGAACUGCUUGGACUUCUGAGGAGUUUCCAUACAAAUACUAUUGGAGACCUGUUUUUCAAGCCCUUCUUGGGAGAUGUCAAUUUAAGCAGCUUAUUUCAAGAAACACUCUACUCCAAAUAA
Messenger RNA from Sceloporus undulatus (fence lizard), 816 nucleotides. RefSeq names its product nuclear receptor subfamily 0 group B member 2-like. The record is from RefSeq and is a predicted model, not a curated record. NCBI's taxonomy places the organism in Eukaryota, Metazoa, Chordata, Lepidosauria, Squamata, Phrynosomatidae. The transcript has 2 exons. Gene Ontology annotation, molecular function: transcription factor binding; transcription corepressor activity. Bases 1 to 816 code for a protein of 271 amino acids. Gene Ontology annotation, cellular component: cytoplasm; nucleus. Gene Ontology annotation, biological process: negative regulation of transcription by RNA polymerase II.